This is a messenger RNA of Scedosporium apiospermum, 1152 nucleotides long. Its product is annotated as Glycosyltransferase family 17. Gene Ontology annotation, biological process: N-acetylglucosamine metabolic process; protein N-linked glycosylation. NCBI's taxonomy places the organism in Eukaryota, Fungi, Ascomycota, Sordariomycetes, Microascales, Microascaceae. Bases 1 to 1152 code for a protein of 383 amino acids. Gene Ontology annotation, molecular function: beta-1,4-mannosylglycoprotein 4-beta-N-acetylglucosaminyltransferase activity. The record is from RefSeq and is a predicted model, not a curated record. The transcript has 2 exons. Gene Ontology annotation, cellular component: membrane.
AUGAUGCGGUCACCGGUGAACCCUAAUAAGGUUCUCGCCGUCGUGGCAGCCCUCGUCUUCAUAUGGUUCGUCUACAGGCUCAGUGAUGCCCAUCUCUACACCGACGAUGAGCCUCCGCCGCCUCCGCCGCCUCAAGAGCCUGGCCCGAGACCGCCGAUGAGCUCUCAGUGGAACCACGGCCCGCCAGAAGAUCUUCCUGCCAACAAUGCGACCGACAUCAGGGUCUACGAGGGUAAGGCCGCGGAGGACUAUUGCGAGAGGUACCGCUUCAAGCCGUUCGACCCCGAGCGCGUCGGCCGGCGCAAGAUCUACGACCUUUUGCUCAUCAACACCGAGAUCGAGAUGCUCGAAGUGCGCAUUGGAGAAAUGUAUCCUUACGUCGACUAUUUUAUCAUCAUGGAGGCCGAUGUGACAUUCACUGGUAACGCCAAGAAGCUUUAUAUAGCGGAGAACUGGGACAUUUACGCCAAGUACCACGACAAGAUGAUUCGCCGCACCGUGGACUUUUCCGAACUGAAGGAGAACCCCAACGCCUGGGCUCGCGAGGAGUUGUCCCGCAACGCCAUGAUGACCCAGGUUCUCCCCUUCCUCGAGGGAGACCAAGCGCCGUCGGAGGACGACGUCCUUCUCGUUUCUGACGUCGACGAGAUUCCGAAGCCGGCUGUGCUCGAGGCGCUCCGCAACUGCGAGGUCCCGCUGCGCAUCACCAUCAACAGCGACUUUUACUAUUAUUCGUUCGAGUGGCUUUCAAGGGAGGAGUGGAAGAGUCCGCAGGCGACGCUCUGGCGAGGGAAGGAGACGAUCCAACCUAAUGACCUAAGGAUCGACGCUGACGACUACUACUUCAAGCAUGGCGCUUGGCAUUGCAGCUAUUGCUUCAGCACGAUGGAAGAGACGGUUGGCAAGGUGAAUAGCUUUUCGCAUCAGGAGUUGAAUAAGCCCGAGUUCAAGGAUCCGAAGAAGAUUCUUCAGAGGGUGCGGUUUGGGAAGGACUUCUUUGAUCGUAAAAACAACCUCUUCGACUAUGUCGCUCCCAACCACAAUAUCCCCAGCUUCCUCAAGCACAACCAGGACAGGUUUGGGUUCAUGUUGGAUAGGACUCCACCAAACGCCAACUUUAGGGACAUUCCCCUCGACGGAAACUUGGAAUAG